Molecule: messenger RNA, 6430 nt
Organism: Raphanus sativus (radish)
Lineage: Eukaryota; Viridiplantae; Streptophyta; Magnoliopsida; Brassicales; Brassicaceae
Product: aspartyl protease family protein 2
Exons: 2
Coding region: 277-1617 (446 amino acids)
Biological process (GO): proteolysis
Molecular function (GO): aspartic-type endopeptidase activity
Source: RefSeq, a predicted model, not a curated record
CCCCCGCCUCUUCUUCCUAUUCGCAAUACAACCUUGGUUUGAAAUUGCGCAAAGCGAGAUGACGCAAAGAGGCUGGCGCUUAGCGCCUAGCGCCAUGGCGCCACAUUGCCAGCGCCUUGUGUACUUGCAACACAAAGGUACAACAAAGCGGCGUUUUUACCGCUUUAGCAAAAUAACAAAAGCGAGGAAAAGCGACGUAAAGCGAGGGUUUUAUGUAAAACGCCUGGCAAUGGGGUCCCUUGGCGAUGAGGUCCUCGCCACAAGGCGCUUAGCGCCAUGGCGCCAAAAACGCUCGCUUUUUCAAACCAAGAAUACAACACACUCAUCGUCAACACUCUCCCUUCCUCCCCAAUCUUUUCAUCACCCGAACACGAGUCCUUGACCAGUGUAUCCGAAUCCACAACUUCACUCACUGUCCACCUCUCACACGUCGAUGCUCUCUCUUCCUUCUCCGACGCAUCUCCUUCAGAGCUCUUCAACCUCCGUCUUCGAAGAGACUCUCUCCGCGUCAAGUCCCUCACCAACCUCGCCGCCGUCUCUACCGGCAAGAAUGUUACCAAAAGAACUACACGCUCACCCGGUGGGUUUAGCGGCGAUGUUAUCUCCGGUCUUUCACAAGGAAGCGGAGAAUAUUUCAUGAGGUUAGGCGUUGGAACUCCGGCGAGUAACGUCUACAUGGUCCUCGACACAGGAAGCGACGUCGUUUGGCUACAAUGCUCUCCAUGCAAAGCAUGUUACAACCAGUCCGACCCGGUGUUCAACCCAGCUAAGUCAAAGACUUUUGCCACCGUCCCAUGUGGUUCUCCUCUCUGUCGGAAACUAGACGAGUCGUCGGAGUGUGUCAGCCGCGGAAGCAAGACAUGUCUCUAUCAAGUCUCCUACGGUGACGGGUCUUUUACCAUGGGAGAUUUCUCAACCGAAACGCUGUCGUUUCACGGCGCACGUGUGGAUCACGUGGCGUUAGGAUGCGGUCACGAUAACGAAGGCUUGUUCGUCGGAGCGGCUGGGCUAUUGGGCCUGGGCCGCGGAGUGUUAUCGUUUCCCUCUCAGACGAAAAACCGUUACAACACUAAAUUCUCUUACUGUUUAGUUGACCGGACGAGUCCCGGUUCCGUUUCCAAACCGCCGUCGACUAUUGUCUUCGGAAACGACUCCGUUCCAGAAACCUCCGUCUUCACGGCGUUAUUGACGAACCCGAAGCUCGACACGUUCUAUUAUCUUCAGCUUCUUGGAAUCAGCGUUGGCGGUUCGCGCGUUCGUGGCGUUUCGGAGUCGCAGUUUAAGCUUGACCCCUCCGGAGACGGCGGAGUGAUUAUAGAUUCCGGUACUUCCGUUACUAGGCUGACUCAACGGGCUUAUGUGGCCUUCAGAGAUGCGUUUAUUCUCGGAGCGACGAGGUUGAAACGUGCUCCGUCGUAUGCUCUGUUCGACACGUGUUUCGAUCUUUCCGGGAUGACGACGGUGAAAGUUCCGACGGUGGUGUUUCAUUUCAGCGGAGGAGAUGUUUCGCUUCCGGCAAGUAAUUAUCUUAUUCCGGUGAAUACUCAAGGACGGUUCUGUUUUGCGUUCGCCGGAACAAUGGGGAGUUUUGUAAUAGUAAAAAGGCUCUUUGUUUAGAAUGCUGAAAACGUACUUUGAUUCAAUGAAAGACAUGGCCUUAAUAUAGCCUUACAAUAACAAGAAAAUAGAAAUGAAAAUGAGACUUGCGCAAGUGAAACAGAGUAACAGAACGUGAGCCGUAUUACUCGGUCAAACAGAACAGAAACAAAAGACUAAAUCAACUUAACUAAUCCAAUGGCUGCAAAGCUCUUAUUCCAUCCAACGAUCACCAUUACUUCAUGACUAAUUUGCUCCAACAAACCCUCCCUAAACUAAACUUGGUGAACCAAGCUUAGCUUAUCUGUUACUGAGCAAAUUCCAAGCUGACUCCUCAAUCUCUCAAACGCCUCCAGCUUCAACGGUUUUGUAAAAAUAUCGGCCACUUGCUCUUCUGAUCCACAAUGCUCCAGUUGUAUUUCUUCAUCCUUUACCAUGUCGCGCAGGAAGUGAAAACGAACCCCUAUGUGCUUGCACCUUCCAUGAAAAACUGGAUUCUUCGAUAGCUUAAUUGUUGAAGUGUUGUCACAGUAUAUGACGGUACUUCCAUCAACAUUGUAGCCUAGCUCUCCCAAAAUCCUUUUGAACCAAAUAGCUUGACAGACACAAACUGAAGCUGCAACAUACUCAGCCUCUGUCGUGGAGAGUGUAACAAUCGGUUGCUUCUUCGAUAACCAUGCCACAGCUGCAUUAUCCAUAAGAAACACAUAGCCAGAUGUGCUUUUCCGGCUGUCAAUGUCGCCGGCAAAGUCACUGUCGGUGUACACCUGUAGCUCUCCAGCUCCUCCUCUCUUGUACCAAAUCCCAUAAUCCAUCGUGCCUCUUAAGUACCUUAGAACUCUCUUGGCAGCCUGAAGAUGCAGUGUUGUAGGUUUAGACAUGUAACGACUCAGUAAACUUACAGCAAACUGCAGGUCUGGCCUUGUCGUAGUGAUAUACAUGAGACUUCCUAUGAUCUGUUUGUAGAAAGUCUCAUCAAUCCUUUCUCCAUUCUCGUCCAAGUCGACCUUGCCUCCAGGCACCAUUGGAUUGCGCACUGCGUUGCAAUCCUCCAUCUCGAAACGCCUCAGAACCUCCAUAGCAUACUUUGCUUGACACAAGUGAAUUCCCUGACUUGUCUGCAAUACUUCUAUGCCUAGAAAGUAUCUCAUCUUUCCAAGAUCAGACAUGUCAAAUUCCCUCUCCAUCGACAUCUUGAACUCUCUCAUCAUCAACAGAUCAUCACCAGUGUAUAUCAAAUCAUCCACAUAUACACUAACGAUGAGAACGUUACCUUGCUUGUUACGUUUGAUGAAAAGAGUUUCUUCAUUCUCUGACUUCUCGAAACCUUCCUUGCCAAAGUACUCCUCGAUUCUACUGAACCAGGCCCGUGGGGCUUGUUUCAACCCAUAUAAGGCUUUACACAGCUUGUAAACCUUCUCUUCUUCACCUUCUACCUCGUACCCUUCAGGUUGUUGAACGUACACAUCCUCUGUGAGUACUCCGUGCAGGAAAGCUGACUUAACAUCGAGCUGAAAGAUGUCCCAUCCUCUCUGAGCUGCAGUAAAGACAAUGGUUCUGAUGGUGUCCAUGCGUGCAACAGGUGCAUAGACUUCAGUGUAGUCGACUCCAUGUUCCUGCGCAUAGCCUUUAGCUACUAAACGAGCUUUGUACUUGCUCACCUCUCCAAGCUCGUUCAGCUUUGUCUUGUAUAUCCACUUUACUCCAAUACACUUUGCUCCACGAGGUAGAUCUGAUAGCACCCAGGUGUGAUUCUUCUCUAUUGAGUCAACCUCUGCAUCCAUCGCUUCUCUCCAAUUGGCACACUUCUGAGCAUCUGCAAAGUUUGAUGGAUCGGAAGAGUUGAGCUGAACCAUGUUUACCUCAUCAUCUUCUUCAUGUUCAGUGACAUAGUCUCUGAGAUAGCUAGGAGGUCUUGUAUGUCUUCUUCCCUCCCUGACUGUUGCUUGUGGCUCUUCUUGAACAUCUUCUGCAACAGUCACUGGUUCUCCAACUUCUUCUUCUCCAUCACUGUCAUUUUCUUCCCACAGUAGAUCAUCAUCAUUCCAUUUCAGCUCAGACUCGAUGUGUUCUUGCUCCUCAUCCCAGUUCCAACCUUUUGUUUCCUCAAAAACAACAUCUCUGCUCACCACUAUCUUCUUAGUGGUUGGAUUGUACAGGCGGUAGCCUUUUGAUUCCUUUGAGAAACCAAACAUCACGCAUGUGUUGCUCUUGUCGUCAAGCUUCCCUCGCUUCUCAUUUGGUACAUGCGCAUGAGCUAGACAACCCCAUACUCUCAAGUGUUCCACGCUUGGCUUAACUCCACUCCAAGCCUCUUGUGGUGUGAUAUUCUUAACCGCAAGAGUAGGACAUCUGUUCAGAAUGUAAAAGGUCCAACUGACAGCUUCUGCCCAAAAGAUUCUUGGUACCUUUCUCAUAGAUAACAUAGAUCUCACCAUGUUCAUCACGGUGCGGUUCUUCCUCUCCGCCACCCCGUUUUGCUGUGGUGUGUAGGCAGUGGUGAGCUGUCUUCUAAUACCGUGUUCCUUGCAGAACUCAGAGAACUCAGUCGAUGUAUACUCCCCUCCGCGAUCUGUCCUCAAGCAUUUGAUGAGCUUCUCUGUUUCAGUCUCCACCUUCCUUUUGAACUCUUUGAAGUAGCUGAAAGCUUCUGACUUCUCCUUCAGAAAGUAUGCCCAAGCCUUCCUGCUGUGAUCGUCUAUGAAACAGAGAACAUAUCUCACACCGCUUGUGGUUACUGGAGUGAUAGGUCCACAUAUGUCAGAGUGUAUCAACUCCAGAACCUCCUUAGCUCUCCAUGAACUCUUCUUAGGAAUGGGGUUUCUUGAUUGCUUGCCUACUAAGCAAUCUGAGCAAGUGAACUUCUGAACGUCAAAACUUGGCAGACCUCUCACCAUUUCUUUGCUCUGUAACAUCUUCAUGCCAGUGUGGCUGAGAUGUCCAUAGCGCUCAUGCCAAAGCUUUGGUGCAUCCUCAGUGAUUGCUUGCAAGCAGCGUUGUUGACCCGUCUCUCCAGUCUGAUCAAACAACAUGAACAUACGGUUGGAACUCAUCUUGCUCACUGCGAUGAGACCCCUCUCCUCAUGAAAGAUCUUGCAAGCUCCCUUCUGUAUGAUGAUUGUCAGCUCCUUCUCUUGCAGCUGUCCGAGGCUCAACAAAUUGUUUUUGAGCUCCGGUAUGUAGUACACACCACUGAUUGUGUAAGCUACAUUAUUCAGUAUCAACUUCACAUUGCCUUUGCCAACAACCUCCAUCUUCUUAUCAUUUCCAAGCUUCACAGUGUGCUUGAAAUCCUCAUCCAUCUGUGAGAACAAGACUCGAUCUCCACUCAUAUGAUUUGAACAGCCAGAGUCAAGAAACCAUGCUCUCUUCCUCAUGCUCUCGUUCUUCCCAGCAUACGUCAUCAACAGCUUCUCUGCAUCUUCCUCAACCUUCACAUCGAUCUCCUCUUCUUCCUCAAUGUACGCCAUUAGAAGCAUCUCCUCCUUCUCAUCAAAGUCGGCAUAGUUUGCUUCUUCAUCCCACAUUGGGCACUCGUUCUGGAAAUGUCCCAGACGGUGACACUUGUAGCACUCCACCGUGCUCUUGUCUCUCCCACGACCUCUUCCUCGGCCUCUCCCAUUGAAGCCUCUUCCUCUUGAUGUCAUGCCUCUUCCACGGUAAGAACCAGCUCCACCAUGAGUCACCUUCAAAGCUUGAUCAUCAACUUUAUCAACCUUUUUGAACUUCUGUUCAUGAACGGUGAGAGAGCUCUGCAGUUCAUCGAGAUGAAUGCUCUCAAUCUCCUUGGACUCCUCAAUGGACACCACCACAUACAUAAACUUCUCGCUAAGAGUCCUAAGAAUCUUCUCCACCACCUUGGAGUCGUUCAUGAUUUCUCCAUUGCUUCUCAUCUGGUUUGUGACCGCUAACACCCUUGUGAAGUACUCUUUCACCGUCUCAGAUUCUCUCAUCUCAAGAACCUCGAAGUCUCUUCUCAGCUUCUGCAGCAAGGACUUCUUCACCCGAUCACUCCCACCAAACUUCCUCUUCAUUGACUCCCAAAUGAUCCUGGAUGUUCUCCUAUCCAAGAUCUGCUCAAAGGUUACCCUAUCGAUGGAUUGAUAGAGGUAGUGCUUCACUUUGUGAUCAUUCUUCUUGGCUUCCUCCAACUGAUGUGUCUGCUCCGCCGUGAGCGCUGUUGAGGAUGAUGACUCCUCGAAUCCGAUCUCAAUCGUAUUCCACAAUCCCUUCGAUCUGAAGAAAUUCUCCAUGACCUCACUCCAAUGAUCCCAGUGGCCAUCAAACUGCGGCAGCUUCAUUUUCUCAUCUCCCAUCUUCACUCUUGUGUUUGAAGCUACGGCUUCUCUCUCUCUCAGUUUUCACACGCUAACGGAGCUCUGAUACCAAUCUGUAAUAGUAAAAAGGCUCUUUGUUUAGAAUGCUGAAAACGUACUUUGAUUCAAUGAAAGACAUGGCCUUAAUAUAGCCUUACAAUAACAAGAAAAUAGAAAUGAAAACGAGACUUGCGCAAGUGAAACAGAGUAACAGAACGUGAGCCGUAUUACUCGGUCAAACAGAACAGAAACAAAAGACUAAAUCAACUUAACUAAUCCAAUGGCUGCAAAGCUCUUAUUCCAUCCAACGAUCACCAUUACUUCAUGACUAAUUUGCUCCAACAAGUUUGUCUAUAAUUGGGAACAUACAGCAACAAGGUUUCCGUGUCGCUUACGACUUAGUCGGGUCACGGGUCGGGUUUAUGUCUGGCGCAUGUUAGAUUUUGUGUCUGACUUGACUGAUAUAUUAUUCCAAAAGCACAAAUUAAAAAUAAGCAAUUUAUCCAUAUUUGUCAUCA